Messenger RNA from Diospyros lotus (date-plum), 4924 nucleotides. RefSeq names its product protein AGENET DOMAIN (AGD)-CONTAINING P1. The record is from RefSeq and is a predicted model, not a curated record. The transcript is spliced from 4 exons. The coding region runs from base 153 to 1154 and encodes 333 amino acids. NCBI's taxonomy places the organism in Eukaryota, Viridiplantae, Streptophyta, Magnoliopsida, Ericales, Ebenaceae.
UAAUUUCUAAAAUUACAGAUCGAAUAUCCCCGUCAUCGUCAAAAGACGAGAGAAGAUUCUCCCCUUUCAGUCUCACCCCUUUCGCGAUUGUUGUUAGUCUCGGAGCCGUUUUCGCUGGGAAAGGCUGAAAACAGUUUGAGAAUCUUGUAAACAUGGCGGACCUAAACGACCAUUUCAAGAAUGGAGCGGAGGUGGAGAUCAGCAGCAACGACGAAGGCUUCCGGGGAUCGUGGUACGUGGGAACGGUGAUCCGACCGCUGCGGUCAAAAGAUAAGAUCAUCACCAAGUUCUUGGUGGAGUACAAAACUCUAUUGGCGGACGAGGCCGGGAAGAAUCGGCUCCGCGAGACGCUGGAUGUGGUGCAGUUGAGGCCGCCGCCACCCCGAGAGGCCUGCCGGAAUUUCGAGUUCAGCGAGGAGGUGGACGCGUACUACAACGACGGUUGGUGGGAAGGGGUGAUCACUGAGGUGCUUGAGAAUGACAGAUACUCGGUUUUCUUCAGGGGGACCAGAGAGCAGCUCCAGUUCCAGAGCUUGGAGCUUAGGCUUCACCGUGAAUGGGUGAAGGGUAAGUGGGUUCCGCCGCUGGAAGAAGAAGAGAAAGUGUCAACUAUUGAUGAAAUCAAGCUUAGCAACAAAAUGUUGACAGAUAACUUUAGCAAAGGGAUGCUAGUUGAAGUUAGCAGCGAUGAUGAUGGUUUCCAAGGUGCUUGGUUUGCUGGAACCAUCAUUGAACAACUAAUGGAGGACAAAUUCCUUAUUGAGUACAAGAGCCUGAGAAAUGAUGACGAUACAGAAUUUUUGAGAGAAGAGGUUGAUAAUCAACAUAUAAGGCCCUAUCCACCUGACACUUUAGUGGUUGACCAUUUUAAUUUGCAUGAAGAAGUUGAUGCUCUGUAUAAUGAUGGAUGGUGGGUGGGUGUGAUUUGCAAAGUCCUUAAAGGUGGACGAUAUAAAGUCUACUUCAGGGGCACUAAUGAAGUACUGGAGUUCAAACACUCAGAUUUAAGGCCACAUAAAGAUUGGAUUGGUGGCAAGUGGGUUACAGCUUCCAAGGUGUCAGUUAGGGGACCUCAAAUAUCUGUGUUUCUUUUCACAAUAAAGAAAUAUAAUGUGGCCAAACUUGUCAUGUUUCCCACAUCUUAUCUUCAGUAAGUGUCAAUCUAAUCUGAUUAUGUAUAAUCUUGUUUCUUAUUGUCUUUUUUUAUAUAACCGCACAUCCAUUCUAACAUCUAAUCUCAACUACAUUUAUAUUUUACACAUGUUGGCACUUAACUGCCAAACCUGAUGGGUCAAACAAUAGAGAUGAUUUUAUACUUGUUUGAUUAGACAUAUUUAGCUUUAAAGAAAUUUUAUGAUUGUAUAAAAUUAUGACACUCCACUUUAACCAUCAUGCUUUCGGUUAUGAGUAACCUUGUCUAUGAUCUCUUUUUUUGAAUAAUUGAUCCAAGAUAUCAAAAUUGAUAUUUCUUGGGAUAACUUGAUUUUCUAGUCUUACAAUGACAUCAUCCACACUUAUUUUUAUUGAAUUUAAAUUUCACAUGUUUAGUUUUUAACUACUCUCAAAGUCUUUAGAUUUUAAGGAGUUUCUCUAUGAUUUAAGUUUAUUCAUGUCUUUUUUUAUCUUACGCAUAAAGACUAGUAUUUUCAAAUAACAUACACUAGGACACUUCUUCUUGGAUGUGCUUUGUGAGUGACAAGAGCAAAGAGGUAAGGGUUCAACGUAGAUCCUUGAUGUAAUCUAAUUAUUAUUGGAAAAACAUCAAUAUCUUCUUCAAGUGUCCUAGCAUAAGUUUUAGUUUAAUGAUACAUGUCUUGAAUGACUUGUAUAUAAUCCAUUCAAACUCAUUUCUCAAAAUCCUUUCAAAAGAUGUCUCUAGAGAUUUUGUCAUGGAUUUUCCCAAGCUUGCGAACACCAUAUGCAAAUAUUUUUUUUUUUUUAUCUCUUAGGCUUCACAUUAGAUAUUUCAAUAAGUAAAUAGCCUCCAUUUUUGAGACAUUGUUUUCUCAAGUCCUUAUCCUUUGCUCCAUUACCCUUUCCCAAAGUUCUAUAUUGUGGUUCAUUAAUUUGAUUUGUUCCUUAUAAAGAGGCACGAAAGUGCUCUUUCUGCACUUGUUUGAUAUCCCUUUUGAUUUAAAGAUCAUAUUACAUAAAUUCAUUCAGAAAAAAAAAGGUAGUCUUCUCUAAUGCAUUUUCAUGCUUUUAUUGAAUAUUAUUCAAUUCAACUGUUUUAUUAUUCUUUAUCUUUUUCUCGACAAAUUUGUUUGUAGAACAUUUAAUUCUUAUAUUCUUUGAAAUUACUAAAAUUUUUCAGCAUAACACUUUGUGUGUUUCCAUGUAUUGGUUGGUUUCACAAUAUCAACUACGUGAUGGUAAAACAACCAUACCAAUUAUCUUCAUUCAUUGCUGUCUCAUGAAACUUUUCAUAUGAAAAUGGUGUUGGAAUUUUAUCUCAUCAUUCAUUCCAUUGCUAGAGGGUUGCAUCAAUGUGACUUUUAGAAAUUAAAUUGACAUUAUGAAUGUCAUGCCACUAACCCUAUCUUAGUUAGGAUAAAGUGCAAUUAAUGAUGAUGAUUUCAACAUAACACUUGUUUCUCCAUUUACAUCAAAUAACUUUGAUGAACGAUAAAUACUUUUCCUUCUCUCCUGAUCACCUCUUCGUUUAUUAACACAGUUUGAUUUUCGUCUUUUAUGCAUUCCAUUUGGCUCAAGUUCUUAUUUUUUUCUCUUUCUUUAGCUGACUUAUAUAUUUCUCUUUUCCUAUCUUCUAUAUAAAGUCAGUGGUACAAAUUGUUAUAAGCUUUUGAUUAUGCUUCACUAAUUUCCUUCUUUGAUUCCUUUUUUUUUUUUUUUUAUUAAAUUAUACCCUUUUCAGGUUUUAUUUUUUACAUGUAUGUAAAGCCUUUAUCAAGCUAACUUAGUUUUGUGUUUUUCUUGUAAGUCCUCAUGCUACCACCAUGACUCUUUUUAGUUCGAAAUUUUUCCCUUCAACUCUCAAAGUCAUGUUUUGUUCUUUUUUAAAUAACAAUAGCCAUCUCAAUCAACAUUUGGUUAACCUCUUCUUCUACAGUUUAAUCUCUUUUACCACACUUUUUUCUUUAAAAAUAGCUUGUUCUUUUACCUUCAAAAUCCCAUUAUUUGAUUCUUGGGCUUCAUUUUAUAUCAUUGUUCUUCCAUUUUUUGAUAUAGAUGUUAAGGACCAUCAUCCUAUGUUAGUGAUUGGGCUGUCAUGACCCAAGAUUUCAUAGAAGGGCAUUAUAGUAAUAGAUUUAGCAAGUUGUUAGGAGAUUAUUUUGUAAUGCUGUUACAGCACAUGGAUGCUGUUAUUUUGUUAGAGGAAGCCUAUAAAAGGCUGUUGGUAGGAGAAGGGAAGGAGAUUAUUGAAUGAAUGAAAAUCUUAACUCUAUAUCUCUCUUAAUUCUCCUUCCCCUCUCCCAUCUCUCCCUCUCGUUCUUCUUUCCCCUCUUUUCUGUUCUUCUGUUUCUUCCCCCUUCUUCUUCUGAUUUCCCCCCCCCCCCUCAAUUCUUCUCAUUUCCUCCCCCAAAUCUGUCAAUUCUUAGUUCUAAACCUAUCGGAAUCCUUUCGAUUUCUGAUCUAAUCCUUGAGUAAACCCUAGGAUCAUGACAUAGGCAUUCUUCUUGUAUAACUUUAUAAUCCUGACAAUGUGUGGUCUUCUUGUCUCAUGAGAGAGUCGUCUAUUUGGGUAGUUGGGAUGCUAUUUUUGUAUAUGAUCAAUUGUCAUCCCACUUCUUGAACCUAAUAUUAGCUAUAAUGAGUUCUUGUCAUGGGAAAAUCUAAAUUAGGUUUACCUCAUUGUUUCUUUCUCACAAUCCAUAACCUCCAUCUGCAUCCAUAUGCCCGUUCCUUUAUUUGUCCAUUCAACCAUUUAAGUCACCUCCUACAACAAUUCUCUCCAAAUUCCUAACCAUCUUUGUUGUAUGACUAAGAAUGUUUGGCACUUAAGUAUUAAUAUGUGCAAAAUAUGAACAUAAUUGAGAUGAAAAUGUUAUAGUAUAGAUGUGCGCUCAUAUAACAAAGAGUAAGAUAAGAAAUGAAAUCGUACAUAAUAAGGUUGUAAUGGCAUGUAUUGAAGAUAAGAAAUAAAAAUCAACUAUUAAGAUAGUUUAGACAUAUAAAAAGAAAGGCUAAUAGAUACAUGUGAGUCGAGCGAAUACAAAUCAUAAAAUGGAGAAAGUUUGUAGCGAAAGGAUAAGUAGACAAAAAAAAAAAACUUGGGAAGAAAUUCUUAAACAUGAAAUAGAGAGAAUAAUCUCGCAAAGGAUAUGAUUGUGAAUAGAAAUGGUUGGAGAUAUAGGUUAAGUCCUGUUUUGUAUCUCUUCUCCUAAUCCAGCUUGUGGUACAUAUGUUCUAACAAUAUUCUUUUGCAUUUUUUUUAUAUUUUUGAACUAAUUUUUGUCAAAUUUAGUGAUCCUUUUGGGAUGUGUUAAAACAGAUGUUACCAAAACUUAAAAAUUUCUCCAGAAAGUUUUUCUAAAGGUGUGUUUGAUUGCAUUACUUAGAAUUUAAUUUUAGGUAAUAUUGCCUAGAAAACAAAAACCAUCCUACCCUCUUAGAAAAUGAAUUCUAUGGAAAGAAUCUUUAAAUGCUUGUACCAUAUAUAUUUUUUCAUAGAAAAAUUAAGAGUGUUUGAUUGUUUUUCAUAGAAAAUGUGUAAUAAUUAUAUAUUUUUCAUAGAAAAUAUGUGCAAUCAAACACACUCUAAUAUUUUUACAAGUAGUUAUAUUAUACAAUAUCAUUGAACUUUCCAUAUCUUCUUUUGCACCGGUUAAUGGAUAUUUCUGAUUUGACACAAUUUUGUUCACUCUUUACCUUCUUUCGAUGUGCUGGUGUCUUAAUUUUUGUUCUCAACAAAUAUUACAGUUUUCAUGCGUAAUGUUUAGCUAUGUGAGAAUGAGAAUAUAUU